Molecule: messenger RNA, 2242 nt
Organism: Rhipicephalus microplus (southern cattle tick)
Lineage: Eukaryota; Metazoa; Arthropoda; Arachnida; Ixodida; Ixodidae
Gene: Med
Product: Smad/Smad4 homolog Medea
Biological process (GO): anatomical structure morphogenesis; BMP signaling pathway; cell differentiation
Cellular component (GO): heteromeric SMAD protein complex
Molecular function (GO): RNA polymerase II cis-regulatory region sequence-specific DNA binding; I-SMAD binding; DNA-binding transcription factor activity, RNA polymerase II-specific
Source: RefSeq, a predicted model, not a curated record
CUCGCCGCUAGAGGGUCGUUGUUGGCUGUAAGCUGUGUAGCCUGCGCCGUUAUUGUUUCUUCAAUGGCAUUACUGGAGCUGAUGUGUUACUUGUGCGUGUUAAUCGUGCUUUAGUCGGGGCCCGGGGGGCCCUCUUCACGACGUCUGACGGGCUUACCGCGUGCGUCUCGCAGCGAUGGCAACGAUAUCCACGGCCGCGCCGACGUCCGCCGACGCUUGCCUCAGCAUCGUGCACAGCCUAAUGUGUCACAGGCAGGGUGGUGAAUCUGAAAGCUUCGCUAAACGCGCAAUCGAAAGCUUGGUCAAGAAGCUGAAGGAGAAGAGGGACGAACUUGACAGCCUGAUCACGGCGAUCACUACAAACGGUGCCCAUCCGAGCAAAUGUGUGACCAUACAGCGGACUUUAGAUGGUAGGCUUCAGGUCGCAGGAAGGAAAGGUUUUCCUCACGUUAUUUACGCUCGCAUCUGGAGGUGGCCCGACCUCCACAAGAACGAGCUGAAGCAUGUGAAGUACUGUCAGUACGCAUUCGACCUGAAGUGUGACAGUGUCUGCGUCAACCCCUACCAUUACGAACGGGUCGUAUCUCCCGGUAUCGAUCUCUCUGGGCUGACUCUCCAGCAUUCAGAUGUGUUUGGUGGUGGCGACGGUCAUUAUGUCAAAAACGAAUAUGGGGAUUUGGAAUGUGGCCCCAGUGGCUUGCAGCAUGUUCCACAGACUAUCCAGCACCAUCCAUCACAGGCGUCAUCACAGCCGUCAGCGACAGACCCCUACGGACGGCAGAUGCUGCUUUCUCCGUCUAGUACAGGGCCUGGUGCAACGUCUCCGAACGGCAGCCUCGCAAGUCAAUCGAGCCAGUCGGCGGUCAAUCCGGUCACUGCAGCUGUUCCACAAGCUGCCCCUUCCAGUGUGCUUUCUCCGCAGCCAGUGCCAGGUGUGGUAGCAGCCGCACCUUCCCAACAACAGGCCCCUCCGCAGGCCGUAACUGCCAAUCCCGUCACGCAGCCGCCGUCCAGUACAGCACAAGGGAGCACUUCCCAGCAAGGAUAUUUUGGCGCCGUCUUGGACAGUCAGUCUUUGAUCCAAGCACCCACAAGCUCCACCAGCAUAGAUACGUUUAGUUCUCGUGAUGCACCGUCCACGUCUUCAGUGGAUACAACCAUCGCUCCUCUCUCCCCACACUUACGUCAAAAUGGAAUGAACGGAAUAAACCAGCAGCAGUCAAUGCAACCAUUUUCAAGCACAGGUGGGGGCACGUGGACGGGCAACAGCACCCUGUCGUACACACAAACGAUGGUUCCCCCCGCCGGCACGGACAACUCGUUACGGCAGCAGCAGCAGCAACAACAACAACAACAGCAGCAGCAACAGCAACAACACCCAGCUUUCUGGCAGCACCACUCCAUGAUGCAGCAGGACUUGCCAGUACAAGGAACACUAUCAAACCAACCUGCUCCGGAGUACUGGUGCUCAAUUGCCUACUUUGAGCUUGACCAGCAAGUUGGCGAGACAUUCAAGGUGCCGUCGUCUUUCUCUGGUGUAAUCAUUGAUGGCUAUGUGGACCCAUCUGGUGGGAACCGCUUCUGCCUCGGGGCCCUCUCCAACGUUCACAGAACGGAGAAGAGCGAGAAAGCGAGGUUGCACAUUGGCAAAGGAGUGCAGCUGGACCUGCGUGGCGAAGGGGACGUGUGGUUGCGCUGCCUUAGCGACCACAGCGUCUUUGUGCAGAGCUACUACCUAGACCGAGAAGCUGGCAGAGCCCCCGGGGACGCUGUGCACAAAAUCUACCCAAGUGCCUAUAUAAAGGUCUUUGACCUUCGGCAGUGCCAUGGCCAAAUGCAGCAGCAGGCACAGACAGCACAAGCAGCAGCGGCUGCCCAGGCGGCAGCAGUUGCUGGUCACAUCCCGGGCCCUGCCUCAGUAGGCGGCAUCGCCCCUGCAAUCAGUUUGUCUGCAGCCGCAGGCAUCGGCGUGGACGACCUUCGACGGCUGUGCAUUUUGCGACUGAGCUUUGUCAAGGGCUGGGGCCCCGACUACCCGCGGCAAAGUAUCAAGGAGACGCCAUGUUGGAUUGAGGUGCACCUGCACCGCUCGCUGCAAUUGCUUGACGAAGUGCUCCACUCCAUGCCCAUCCACGACCCGAGACCACAUGACUAGCCCCGUGAUCCCACCCUUCACUUCCCGCAUCCCAUACUUCCCGUGUCUCCAAAUUUUCAAUCAAAAUAAAAACGACUGUGAAGAAUA